UGUUGGGAGACGUUAAGAACAUAUCACUAAAUUCCUUAUCUUGAAUAAAAUGGGGGUAGUACUUUCUUGCCCAUUUGCUGAUUUUGAUGAUUUGGAUAGUCGUUUAGAUAAUGUUCUAGUGAGAUCAAUGAGUUUAGAGGAUAAAGAUAUGAGGACUGCUUUACGUUCUGUCAGUUUCAAUGGUCGUGAUUCAGAACCCGCUACGAUAAGCUUUAGAGGAAGAGAAUUGAAUACCACAUUCUCCUUUAAAUCUCUUACUUCAAAAAUGGAAAAUGAGAUGUUUUAUAGAUCCGUUAGCCCUGAAAGUGGAGAUAAGGUUGACCAAUUAACAAGAUUUGAUAGCUUCUCCGAGAUAAAACGCCAAAUACCAUUGACUGAAUCAGGGAACCAAAGGCUCCAGGCUGCAGUCAAGUUGCAGAAAGUGUACAAAAGUUUCAGAACUAGAAGGCAACUGGCAGAUUGUGCAAUUGUUGUUGAGCAGAAAUGGUGGAAGCUGCUUGAUUUUGCUGAACUCAAGCGAAGCUCUAUAUCUUUCUUUGACAUUGAGAAACCAGAGACUGCUAUUUCACGUUGGUCCAGAGCAAGAACAAGAGCUGCCAAGGUAGGAAAAGGUUUGUCUAAGGAUGCAAAGGCUCGAAAGCUUGCCUUACAGCAUUGGCUCGAGGCAAUUGAUCCUCGGCACCGUUAUGGCCAUAAUCUUCAAUUUUAUUAUGUCAAGUGGCUCCACUGUCAAAGUGAACAACCUUUCUUUUAUUGGCUUGAUAUUGGAGAAGGGAAAGAAGUCAACCUUGAUAGGUGUCCAAGAUCAAAGCUUCAACAACAGUGCAUAAAGUAUCUUGGUCCUACUGAAAGGGAGAUGUACGAGGUAGUAGUGGAGAAUGGGAAGUUUGCCUACAAGCAAAGUGGGAAGAUUGUUGAUACAACAGUGGGACCAAGAGAUGCUAAGUGGAUUUUUGUUCUCAGUACGUCAAAGACAUUAUAUGUGGGUUUAAAGAAGAAAGGAACAUUUCAACAUUCAAGUUUUUUGGCCGGUGGAGCUACGCUAUCUGCUGGAAGAUUAGUUGUGGAAGAUGGUGUUUUGAAGGCAGUCUGGCCUCAUAGUGGACAUUAUCUUCCAACAGAAGAAAACUUUCAGGAGUUCAAGUCCUUUCUCAGGGAACAAAACAUAGACCUCACAGAUGUAAAGGAAAGCCCCCAGGAGGAGGAAGAAGAACCCAUUACCAAAAAGGGCGGCAGGAGUAGUGUUCGGUACAACCAACAAUAUGCAGAUUUAGGUCAAGACACAAAAGUAAUGAACAUUGAAAGCUUGCCUCAGCAAAACAUAUAUUUUCGAGAAAAAGAUUCUAAUGUUGAAGAAAAUACUGAUCUACACUCUACAAAAUUGUCUCCUGAAUUAUGCUCGAAGAUUACUAAACUUGAGAUACCAAAUAGAGAUGACAUGUAUGAAAUUUUCAAAAAGGCUGCAACUGAACCAAGCUGCAAUGCCAAGUCUCCUAAAUCUCCCAUUAACAACGAUGAUGGUUAUGACUCAGCAGAAGAUUCAUUUUUUACUGAGGAAGAUUUCAUGUUUCUUAAGAUGAAUCUUUUUGAUGAAGAUCAAGAAGAAGAAGAUGAAGAAGCCAUUCCGAAAGAAAAAAUCAUGAAAAGGAUAAAUUCGCAUAAAGAAAUGAAGUCAUAUCAGCUGGCUAACCAGUUAUCCUCUAAAUGGACUACAGGGGCAGGGCCACGAAUUGGGUGUAUGAGGGACUAUCCAUCAGAGCUUCAACUCCGGGUCUUAGAGCAUGUAAACUUGUCUCCAAGAUUUAGAAGAGCUAACUCAACUCCUUGGAUGACAUCCCGUUUUAGCCCAAAGGCUUUGACACCAACUUCAGUAUGCAGGGAAACAAUAUUCAGAAGCUCCCUUGCUCCUCCAGGUCAGGUGGUAUUGUCACCCUAGGCUGUUUCAGAUGCAAGAAAGGUUCCUUCAAAUGAUUUAAAUCUUCAUCUGCGAUAGAGAAGGUGACAUAGGAUUUCUUUUUAUAUUUUUCUGCUUUUUUUUGUUUCCAUUGUACAUCCCACUCUGAAAGCCAGCCAGAGGUUCAGUUUUUUUUUUUUAAUAAUUUUUUGUUGUCCCCAAAUUUAUAUAUUCCCUAGCAUUUUCAGUCCAUGCAUUUGUUUACAUGCAUGUUAUGCCAGAGUAGGAAUGUUUGCCUCUUAAGCUUCUAAUAGAGCUCCUCGAUGAGUUCUCUGUUAUUGCUAUUGUAUCAUU
Hevea brasiliensis (rubber tree) is the source of this 2248-nucleotide messenger RNA. Its product is annotated as IQ domain-containing protein IQM6. Bases 50 to 1936 code for a protein of 628 amino acids. NCBI's taxonomy places the organism in Eukaryota, Viridiplantae, Streptophyta, Magnoliopsida, Malpighiales, Euphorbiaceae. The transcript is spliced from 9 exons. The record is from RefSeq and is a predicted model, not a curated record.